Colletes gigas is the source of this 1659-nucleotide messenger RNA. It is a transcript of the gene ATPsynbeta, whose product is annotated as ATP synthase subunit beta, mitochondrial. Bases 47 to 1594 code for a protein of 515 amino acids. Lineage: Eukaryota; Metazoa; Arthropoda; Insecta; Hymenoptera; Colletidae. Gene Ontology annotation, biological process: proton transmembrane transport; proton motive force-driven mitochondrial ATP synthesis. The transcript is spliced from 7 exons. The record is from RefSeq and is a predicted model, not a curated record. Gene Ontology annotation, molecular function: ATP hydrolysis activity; proton-transporting ATP synthase activity, rotational mechanism; ATP binding.
GAAUCAGAGACCAUUCCGGUCGCCUUUCUUCACUUGACCGGCCAAGAUGUUGAACGCUGUAACGAAAGCGGCUGCUGGAGCCUUGAGAACCGUCAAACCUACUCUUCUUCAAAAUGAAGUUCCAAAAGUAUGCGGAGUACUAUCUGUAAAUAGUAGAGAUUAUGCAAAAGCUGCAAGUGGUAAGGGUGGUGCACAAGGGAGAGUUGUUGCUGUUAUUGGUGCAGUUGUUGAUGUACAAUUUGAUAAUGAACUGCCACCAAUUCUUAAUUCAUUGGAGGUCCAAAAUCGGAGUCCCAGAUUAGUCCUUGAAGUCGCUCAGCAUCUGGGAGAGAACACAGUACGCACCAUUGCUAUGGAUGGUACUGAAGGUCUUGUCCGUGGCCAGACUGUUUUGGACUCUGGAUAUCCUAUUCGUAUUCCUGUUGGCGCUGAAACUUUGGGUCGCAUUAUUAACGUUAUUGGUGAACCAAUUGAUGAACGUGGACCUAUCCCUACUGACAAACUUGCCCCCAUCCACGCAGAUGCUCCUGAAUUCGUAGAAAUGUCAGUCGAACAAGAGAUUCUGGUAACUGGAAUUAAGGUCGUUGAUCUUCUUGCUCCCUAUGCUAAGGGUGGAAAGAUUGGUUUGUUUGGCGGUGCUGGUGUUGGCAAAACUGUACUGAUUAUGGAGUUGAUUAACAAUGUAGCCAAAGCUCAUGGUGGUUACUCUGUGUUUGCUGGUGUGGGUGAGCGAACACGUGAGGGUAAUGAUUUGUACCAUGAAAUGAUUGAAUCUGGAGUCAUCUCGCUUAAGGAUAAGACCUCCAAGGUAGCUUUGGUGUAUGGACAAAUGAACGAACCACCCGGUGCUCGUGCUCGUGUCGCCUUGACUGGUUUAACCGUCGCUGAAUACUUCCGUGAUCAAGAAGGACAGGAUGUACUGCUAUUUAUUGAUAAUAUCUUCAGGUUUACUCAAGCUGGUUCGGAAGUAUCUGCCUUGUUGGGUCGUAUUCCAUCCGCUGUGGGUUAUCAACCAACCUUGGCAACUGAUAUGGGUAGCAUGCAGGAACGUAUUACGACAACCAAGAAGGGUUCUAUCACUUCUGUGCAAGCUAUUUAUGUGCCUGCUGAUGACUUGACAGAUCCUGCUCCUGCCACCACCUUUGCUCACUUGGAUGCUACUACUGUAUUGUCCCGAGCUAUUGCUGAACUUGGUAUCUACCCUGCCGUGGAUCCUCUUGAUUCUACCUCCCGUAUUAUGGACCCCAACAUCAUUGGUACUGAACAUUAUAACGUUGCUCGUGGCGUGCAGAAAAUCUUGCAGGAUUACAAAUCACUUCAAGAUAUUAUCGCCAUCUUAGGUAUGGACGAGUUGUCUGAGGAAGAUAAAAUCACUGUAGCACGUGCACGUAAAAUUCAGAGGUUCUUGUCUCAACCAUUCCAGGUUGCCGAGGUGUUUACCGGUCAUGCCGGAAAAUUGGUACCGUUACAGGAAACUAUUAAAGGAUUCCAAAAAAUUUUAGUUGGCGAUUACGAUCAUCUUCCAGAGGUCGCAUUUUACAUGGUCGGACCAAUUGAAGAAGUAGUAGCAAAAGCAGAAUCGUUGGCUAAAUAAUAAGUCAAUUCACAGUCAUCGUAAUCAUGUCAUUAUUAAAUAAUUAAAACGAUCUUCUAAUAAUA